Rhopalosiphum padi (bird cherry-oat aphid) is the source of this 1374-nucleotide messenger RNA. RefSeq lists its product as uncharacterized. The coding region runs from base 101 to 1132 and encodes 343 amino acids. The record is from RefSeq and is a predicted model, not a curated record. The transcript has a single exon. NCBI's taxonomy places the organism in Eukaryota, Metazoa, Arthropoda, Insecta, Hemiptera, Aphididae.
AUACCGAAAAAUAAAAAUAAUCGAAGGCGGCGAAGUAGUGAGCGGUUAGGACGUGUUUCUGUGGCGUCCGCUCAUCUGAAUCAAAACUUCGACGACGACAAUGCGCCAUUUACCUGUCAUCUGGAUGCCACUGGCCCUGGUCACACUUAUCGCCAGCCGGGGUAUAAUCGGCUUACCCACCAAGUCACAGCUGCGCCAGUUGAUCAGUAUGAUCCUCUACGAGGACCAAUUGUUCAACGACGUCCUGUCGGAGAACGUGAAACUGGACGAUGUCGAUCAGAAGAUGUCUCCGUUUAUCAAGGAGAAGGUGCCAGAUAUCAAAAACGUCGACCCACUGGUGACGCUAUACGCGCUAACUUCCACUCACCAAUACUAUUCAGGCGAUGACCUGAACUUGAGCGUGACCAUCGUCGGCACGUCCAUCAUGUGCUUAACACACAAGCGCGUGGCCCUUCACCUGGCACUUCUCAUCGGGCUGAUAGACAAAUUGGACGGUCGAGUGCAUUUCCAAAUGAGGUCUAGUGUUUUCACUCACGCCAUUCCAUUCUACAUGGACAUGUUAUCGUCCGUCUAUAAAAAAUUCGAUGAUCUGUUGACCGUGUACGAAACAGUAUUCGCUAUGAUUUCGUCGGAAUCGUACGAAACUAACCUUACAACAUUGAAAAACGAACUAGAUAAGCUGAACGCUGUCAUAAGUUCAUCUUGCGUAGUUGACAAAAUGAAAGAGUACUGUAGCAGGUUCAAACUGAGUAAGCUGGAAAAUUGCGAGAACAUUAUUACCGAAGACCAGAGGAUAUCCGACAGCGUAGAUGUCAACACUUAUGUCGAAUCUCUAAAGGAAAACGAGAACGCUAUAAUGAAUCUAUUUGACGAGAUGGACCAGAUCAGACACAUGGACAGAUGCAUAUGGAAAACCUUUUUGAAUAUACCAGAUUUACCACUUGAUGAUCCGACUCAAUUCAAAAGGACUGAAAAGCCCAAGUACAGGGAUGAAGUUGAAGAAAUCAUAGAGAGGAGAAAAUCUUCUUUAAAAUAUGACAUGAAAAUAGAAAAUGCGAAUAACGGCGAAAAUAAUCAACCCCCAGCGGCGGAUACAUCGGCAUCAUCUUCGGGUACAGUGACACCAGAAUAGAGUCUUUGGUAUUCUAAUACGUUCGUUGAUGUUCUAUACUUAUUCAAAUGAAUUGAUUUUUGUAAUUUAUACAUUACACACAUUUAUUUAUACCUUAUAUACGAACCCUAUAUGUUGUAUUACUAUAAUAAUAAUAUUAAAAUAUUUAAUAUUUUUUUUUUUCAUUAAAAUAAUAUAAAUGUUAUUAUUGUAUUUUAUUUAAUAAUUGCUGUUUAAUAUUAAUAAACCAUUCGAUUAAUAAA